AUGGUCGCCCUCCGUUCUCCCUUGAGAAGCUCUCCCUCUGUCCUCCUCGGCCUGCUGCUGUGCGCCUGGGCCGUGGUCGCGGAGGAGGUGUCCUUCUAUAAAUCCAGACCCGACAUAUCCCCUCCAGUCCUACACAUUGAGCGCAGCGAACCCAGCAAACUCGCGCCGGGCUAUAUUUUUAUCGCGCCCUACGAAUCCCAAAAUCCGGGCCCUUACAUCUUCGACAACUCAGGGGAGCUAGUAUGGAGUGGUUGGGGCGCUUCGGGGCCGGGAAACGCACAUGCCGUGCACGUCUGCAAAUAUAACGGCGCCGACCACCUGUGUUUCUUCCAGGGGAACCAGCAGAAAGGAUAUUGCCGCGGCCAUGGCGUUAUUUUGGACAACAGCUACCGCAUCGUGCGCUCGGUGCAGCCCGGCGGCGGAAUGGCAUCCAGCGACAUGCAUGAAUUCCUUCCGAUAGGCGACGGCAAAACCGCCCUCAUGACCGUGUACCAGCAGCGCCAAUUCGACAUGACCCCGUGGAACAUCAAAACCGGCGUGGGUUGGUUGAUGGAAAGUGUCUUCCAAGAGAUUGACACCGAGACCAGCAAAGUGCUAUUUGAAUGGCGCUCCCUCGACCAUGUCGACCCAUCAGACAGCUAUACCUGGCCUGCGCACACGGAUACGUCGGGCACCGGCUUGAACGUGCACGAGCCCUGGGAUUACUUCCAUAUCAACUCCAUCGACAAGAACGCCGACGGCGACUACCUCAUUUCUUCGCGGCAUGCUUGCACCAUCUACAAGAUUUCCGGCGAGGAUGGCUCUAUUAUUUGGAGAUUGCAUGGAUCCAACCCGACUUUCCGCAAUAUCAACUUCAGCUUCUCGCAGCAGCACGAUGCGCGGUGGUUGUAUGAAAAUGCUACACAUACGGUUCUGUCGCUGUUCAACAACGGUUUUAACGGGUAUAACCAGACGCACCCCUAUUCGGCUGGCAUGAUCAUCCUCAUCGAUCAUGUGGAUAAUACUGCUUUGCAAAUUCGUGACUACAUGCCCAUCGCUAAGGAUUUUGUCAGUUCCAGCCAAGGUAACUUGCAGCGCCUGCCGAACAAGAACGUGUUUAUCGGAUGGGGCAGCAAUCCAUACCUGUCUGAGCAUGAUGAAGACGGCAACCUGUUGCUCUGGGCGUCCUUUGCCGAGGACACCGUGAUGAACUAUCGUGCUCUGAAGUACGAAUGGGAAGGCAAUCCCACCGAUUCUCCAGCCCUCUGGGCCUACUCUCGCACCUCCGAACCCUUCUCACCCACGAGCUUCUACGUCAGCUGGAAUGGCGCAACGCGCGUUCAUAGCUGGCGAUUCUACGGUGGCCACAACAUGACCGGACCCUUCGUGUUCUUGGACCAGGUCAACAAGACCGGGUUCGAGACGGAGUAUACCAAUGCCAGCUUCUAUCUUUGGACCCGAGCCGAGGCCGUUGAUAGCAAAGGCGACGUGUUGGGCAAGUCAGAGAUCAAAUACACCUUCGUUCCUUCACCAGAGCUCCGCGAGUUCUGCCAAGACGAGACCUGUCUGGACGCACCGGGAUACGGAUUCCCGGGCGAGGAUGAGGCUCAGCCGUUAAUUCCGCCAGCGGGCGUGAUUACAGUGCCGUGGAUCGACCCCGAGCACGACGGCACCGCCUGGACCUACCCAUCGGGCUUCCCACACACGACGGAGCCCUUGGUGUACCAUAACCGAUGGCGAAACGGUCGAUUAGUGAUAUUCGGCACAACGAUCGCCGUGGUACUGCCCAUCCUCGCCGGAGCAUACCUCGUCUGGUGGUUCUAUCAGCGGCGCCGGCCGGGCCAGCAGCAGGAGGACGACGACUCGACCGAGCCGCUGAACGGCAUGGCCGAGCGGAAAUCUCCACCGCGGUCCUCCGGCCAUCACUGGUGGCAUUGGCGGCGGUGGACCGGAGACGCAGAAACUAAGUAUUUCGCGCUCGCAGAUCGCAGUCCACACCAUGGACACGGGCGAGAGCGGACAGAAUAG
Penicillium cinerascens is the source of this 2007-nucleotide messenger RNA. RefSeq names its product arylsulfotransferase family protein. Bases 1 to 2007 code for a protein of 668 amino acids. NCBI's taxonomy places the organism in Eukaryota, Fungi, Ascomycota, Eurotiomycetes, Eurotiales, Aspergillaceae. The record is from RefSeq and is a predicted model, not a curated record. The transcript has 4 exons.